AUGGUGAUUUUCAGAUAUCAAUACGUCUUCUUGCUACUCCCUUUACUAAUAAAUGGAGAAUCAGACAGUGAAUCAAAUACUGCAAUAGAAAAUACAACUCAUAGCUGUCCUUUUACAAGAAUAAUUGAAGACAUAUUUAGAAUUCAAAAGAAAUAUUCAGAACGUACUUUAAAAGAUGGUGAAAGUGAAAAAUUUAUGCUGAGUACGAUUAAAAAUUAUACAGCCUACAAUAAUACUCAUAUAUCAAUUCAAGACGAAUUAAUAAAUGACAUUAUUGCGUCUAUAAAUAGAAUUAAAAAUAAUAUUUCCUUACAAAUAGACUCUAACGAAACUAGACUUAACGAAGCCAUAAUUUUAAAAGUGCCUGAAAAUAAUAGUAAAGACAACAAUAACGCAACUAAAACUGAACAUGAAAUUAAACACAAUAGAAAUUCCACUCAUAUCAAAAGUGGCAUUGAAGAUAAAUUAGAUUACGAAUCCCUUAAAAGCUCACAACGUGAAGCCGAGGAACAAAAGCUUGACAUAAAAGAAAUAAGUAAUGCUAAAAAUACAACAAACAAAACAGACUAUGCAGAAAUUUUAACAAUAGAACCUAAUAAUACAAGUCACAUAUCCCAACACAACAUUAUUGAAGUUCUAAAACAUUUAAUGCCUAUGUUCAACGGUUCAACAAACAAAGAACUCCAUAGUGUAACUAUAGUAGAACGAAAUCAUAGCAAAAACCAUUCAAUUUCCGAAACUAAAAAUGUUUCAACGAUUGUAGUUAAAUAUUGUGACAAAGGAAAUCUUACAGCAGCAAAUUUAACAAUUGACAUGGAUAAAAUAAACGUAACUAACACUGAAAAUGCCGGAGAAGAUUAUGUAGAUGCUAAUAAAGAAUUACCAAUUACCGAUCAAGAAAAUAUUGAAGAUGACUACUAUUCGGACAAAGAUAGCUCAGAUUACAGUGAAGAGCAGGCAGACCUAAAUGUUAAUUCAACAACUAACAAAAAGAAAGACGUUUUAGAAGCUGCUGAGUACGGAAUGCAAAAAAUGCAUGAACUCUACAGUGUAUUAGAACCAAAAUUAUACUCAAUGGGUAUAUGGUUAGACGACACAAAUCCGGCGCGCUAUGUUGCUGCCUUCAACGCGCCCUCAGAGGACAUUGCCAGAUACUCCCGUUAUGGUUAUGCAACUUUGCAGGCAGCCACAAAAUUGAAGGAGCUGAAUAGGUGA
Messenger RNA from Parnassius mnemosyne (clouded apollo), 1215 nucleotides. The record is from the annotation of a GenBank genome assembly. NCBI's taxonomy places the organism in Eukaryota, Metazoa, Arthropoda, Insecta, Lepidoptera, Papilionidae.